UUAGAACAUAACUUUGAGUCUUUCAUUAACCCUACAAGAAUGUCUUCCUUUGUCUUGCUGUUGUGUCUCUUUGUCUUACUGAGUCUUAGCGAGGCGGCCAAAAACUACGGCGCGGCCUUGCAGAAGUCCAUUUUGUUCUAUGACGCGCAAAGGUCAGGUAAACUUCCAGCCAACAAUCCCGUUCAUUGGAGAGGAGACUCUGCCCUGCACGACUGUGUGGUCGGAGGAUGGUACGACGCUGGUGACCACGUCAAGUUCGGACUGCCCAUGUCUGCUAGUACUACAUUACUACUGUGGGGACUCAUUCAAUUCAAGAGUGGCUAUGUCCGAGCUAACCAAUUGAAUCAAAUGUACGACUCCAUCAAGUGGCCCCUGGACUACUUCCUUCACGCCUGGAACCCCUCUACUCACACACUGACUGUUCAGGUCGGCGAUGGCAACGCUGAUCACGCCUGGUGGGGCCGCCCUGAAGACAUGACCAUGGCCAGGCCAUGCCAGACAGUGACCACUUCACGCAAGGGCAGUGACAUUGCUGCAGGAACUGCCGCGGCUCUGGCUGCAGGCUCCAUAGCUUUCAAGGACAAAGGGGACGCAGCAUACAGCAAUCAGCUUCUAAGUGCAGCUGAAAGUCUGUAUGCUUUCGCCAAAGCAAACAGGGGCGUGUUCACCGGCUCCGCAGGCUUCUAUUCAUCAAGUGGAGAUAAAGACGAGCUGUGUGAGGCCAGUAUCUGGUUGUACAAAGCCACGAAACACGCCAAUUACCUGAAUGACGCCAAAUCUUUUGUUGAGACAACUCCAGCCUGGGGCCUUGGAUGGGAUGACAAGAAAGUGGAAUGCCAACUGCUCCUGUUUCAGGAGACUCAUGACGCUCACUACAGAGAUGCGGUGGUAGCUUUCCUCCACAGUUGGCAGCCUGGUGGCUCAGUGCCGUACACACCAUGUGGUCUGGCCUGGAGAGAUAAAUGGGGAUCUGCCAGGUACGCUGGGAACUCCGCCUUGUUAGCUCUUGUGGCUGCUGAAGCUGGAAUAGAUGCUGCCAAGAAUCGCCAGUGGGCUACAGAACAAAUCAACUAUUUGUUAGGAGACAACCACCACGCCGGAGGCUGCUACAGCUUCGAGAUUGGAUACGGCUCUAAGUAUCCAACCCAGCCCCAUCACAGGGGCGCCUCAUGCCCUAACAGACCAGCCCCUUGCGGUUGGGAUCAGUUCAACUCUCAUUCGGCAAACCCCCAGGUUCUUCAAGGGGCAUUGGUUGGCGGACCUGACGAGAAUGAUAAUUACACCGACCUGAGAAAUGACUUUGUCCACAACGAGGUGGCCACAGAUUAUAAUUCAGGUUUCCAGGGCGCUCUUGCUGGCAUCCUUCAUCUGCAGGCUGCUAAUGCUCUACCGGCCACACACAACAAAUGUCCCUGCAAUCAAUAGAUUCUUAAAAUUAGCAUGCGACCAGUAACUUAUAAUCAGCAGGCCUACGCUGCAACCAAAGAAAUAAAGACAUACAAAGUGCAAAGUGAACUAUUUGUAGUUUAUAACUCUGACAUGUGAUUGUAAAGUGGAUAUAAAUAAAUAAAGUUUGAUCUAAUAUUGGUCA
Messenger RNA from Biomphalaria glabrata, 1591 nucleotides. RefSeq names its product endoglucanase E-4-like. The coding region runs from base 40 to 1425 and encodes 461 amino acids. The record is from RefSeq and is a predicted model, not a curated record. The transcript is spliced from 7 exons. NCBI's taxonomy places the organism in Eukaryota, Metazoa, Mollusca, Gastropoda, Planorbidae. Gene Ontology annotation, molecular function: hydrolase activity, hydrolyzing O-glycosyl compounds. Gene Ontology annotation, biological process: carbohydrate metabolic process.